This is a messenger RNA of Parnassius apollo (apollo), 786 nucleotides long. The record is from the annotation of a GenBank genome assembly. NCBI's taxonomy places the organism in Eukaryota, Metazoa, Arthropoda, Insecta, Lepidoptera, Papilionidae.
AUGUGGAAGAAGUUACAAGACAAUCCUCCAUUUUACUUAAAAUUUUCGCAGUCUGAUGGUUAUGAAAUAUUAGUCACUGAUUAUAUUACGUUAUAUUUGGUUUACCUUUCGGAAAAUGAAUUUCUUUCUGUUUUAAAGAAAAGUAAUCCUGCGCUUGAAAUGGUUAACGAAGAGUUAAUUGAUAAAGGAACUAAUUUACUGUCAAACAUGGAAAAUCUAAAAAGUUUGAGUAUUUAUAAAGAAGACUCAAAUUUAAAUGUUUCAAUGAGCAAAUCCUAUGUCUAUCCAUUUAAGUUACUAAUCACGCUGAAGGAAGUAACUAAAGAAAUUUUUUUUCAGAAAGUUACUCAGCCACUACUAAAAACCAUAAAAGAACUUCAGAGUAUAGAAUUGGAACUACGGCAAGCAAUAAAGGAAAAAGAUGCUGAAAUAGAGAAAUAUAAAGAAGAAGGAAAUAAAAUAAGAAAACAUUGGAGAACAAUGCCUUUUAAUGAAGAGGAGCAUUUAAAAAAGCAUGAGGCUUACCAAAGUAAUUUUAUAUUACCUCAGGAUUUUCCUUCCAGUUUAUUGGAACAAAAGAAAGAAAUAACAAAUGGUUCCAUAGUGAAACAUGAGGAAAACGUUGAUCAUGACCAUAUCAAACACGAACCAAUGACGCCAUCAUUAGAAGAGCCUAACAUAUCACAUGUUUCACCAAAGAUAGAAAUCAAACAUGAAAUCAAAAGUGAGACUCAACUUAGUUCCGUAACCCAAACAAGAAAGCGAAAAAAGAAGCUAAAUUUAUAA